Messenger RNA from Tarenaya hassleriana, 6564 nucleotides. RefSeq names its product phosphatidylinositol 4-kinase alpha 1. Lineage: Eukaryota; Viridiplantae; Streptophyta; Magnoliopsida; Brassicales; Cleomaceae. The coding region runs from base 287 to 6373 and encodes 2028 amino acids. Gene Ontology annotation, cellular component: cytoplasm; plasma membrane. The record is from RefSeq and is a predicted model, not a curated record. Gene Ontology annotation, biological process: phosphatidylinositol phosphate biosynthetic process; phosphatidylinositol-mediated signaling. Gene Ontology annotation, molecular function: 1-phosphatidylinositol 4-kinase activity. The transcript is spliced from 28 exons.
UUUAAAUCGCUCGGAGAAAUCAGGGGGAGAGAGAGACGGAGCAAUGGCGACUCAGGCGACAUUUCAAUGAACCACAAGAUGCAUUUCAUCGUCUUCUUUCCCGAAACACGCAGAAUUCGAUGAAAUGGAUUGUAGGCCAAAUCGCAAAUUCACGUUUCUUUGAUCUAUGCGUGUGAUCGGAGAUUCUGACUCUGCUCCUCGGCAGAUUUGAUUUGAUCCCAGAAAUUCUCUCUUCUCCGUCGGGUUUUGUUUCAUCGAGCAUUUGGGCCUUUUCUCCUCGCUGGAUAUGGAGGCAUUGACGGAGCUCUGCGACAUUAUCGCGCAGAAUCCGAAGCAAUUCUCGGAGAAAUUGGCUUGGAUUUGUGGUCGGUGUCCGCAACCGGAGUGGCUCCUCGCCGGAUCACCUAGGGUUUCUCGUAGCCAUCUCAAUGCCGUUUUGGCCGUCGUUCGGAUCCUCUCCCGCAGCCCCGAUUCUACCGACAACCGCGCCAAAUCCGUCGUGCUCGAGUUCUUGCGCGCCGUGCCUGCGUCGUUUCGCCGCUCGUUUUGGCCGCAUUCCUUCCCCACUGAGUCGAUCUCCUCGUUCUAUGGCGAUUUCUUGGGAUACGUCUCGUGCGCCGCUGAUCUGUCGCCGGAAUUCGCCACCGAGGUCGCUGGGUUCACUGGAGAGGUCGUGCUCUUCGCCAUGAACGGCGGCGAGAGCGACAGUGAUCCAGCGAUUUCAAGAGCUUUCUUGCUCGCUCUUUCCCAGAAAUUUCCGUCGAUUCUGCAGUCUGAUGGGGAUAAAUUGAUAACGUUGCUGCUUGAUCAGUUCGCAGUGAACCAUUCUCCGGUGUCUCCCAAGGAACAAAGGCAGCAGAACUCGGCUGGAUCUGAAACUUCGUCGACGCAGAGUUCUCCCAUCAGCACGAACCCUUACGCCUCCGGCAAAAACGAAGAGUUUAGUCCUGGGUACGAGGUUGCGAGUCAUGGGUCCAGUGCGUCUUCGAAGAGUUCCUUGUCUGUGGUGGUGAAUGGGGGAAGUAUCAUGUGGAAGAGUGGUGCAGAUCUUCUGAGUUUUGGAUACAGUGAAGGGAGUGGAGGCUCUAAUCCUGUGUUCAGACAGCAAGUGGCUUCCUUCGAGGACGAGCCUAUUGAAAGCUUAGAGAAGCAAGAGGUUGCGUUUAAGUUGAUAACCCACAUUUUGGAUAAAGUGAAAAUUGACUCCAAACUACUGGAGCAGGUGAGAAUUAUGGCGAAGAGGCAGCUCCAAUCUAUGUCUGCAUUUCUAAAGUCAAGAAAGCGAGAUUGGAAUGAACAAGGGCCAGUUUUGAAAACUAGGGUCAAUGCCAAACUGUCUGUUUAUCAGGCUGCAGCCAAAAUGAAAAUCAAGAGUCUCGUAUCUAUUGAAACAGAUGGAAAGACCUCUAAAAGGUUGGUGUUGGAGACUCUCGCAUUGCUAUUAGAUGCUGCAGAUGCCUGCUUGACAUCUGUAUGGCGGAAAAUGAGGGCCUGUGAAGAGCUUUUCAGUUCUCUGCUUUCGGGGAUUGCAAAGAUUGCAGUGGCUCGGGGAGGACAACCACUUCGUGUGUUGCUCAUCCGUCUUAAACCAUUGGUACUGGCUGUCUGUGCACAGCCAGAUACUUGGGUGAACAAUCAGGGGGCUAUGUUUGGGAGCGUACUUAAAACUAGCUGUGAGAUUAUUGAAUCUGGCUGGGCCAAGGAUCGAGCUCCAGUUGAUACAUUCAUCAUGGGGCUAGCUACAAGCAUUCGUGAAAGAAACGACUAUGAAGAGCAGGUUGAUAAAGAGAAACAGGUUCCUGCUGUACAGCUUAAUAUUAUACGACUUCUUGCUGAUCUCAACGUAGCUGUCAAGAAACCUGAGGUAGUGGACAUGAUUUUGCCACUUUUUAUAGAAAGCUUGGAAGAGGGUGAUGCUUCAACUCCUGGCUUGUUGCGACUCCGGCUUCUUGAUGCUGUAUCUCGGAUAGCAACUUUAGGGUUUGAGAAGUCCUACCGAGAAACAGUUGUUUUGUUGACAAGAAGUUACUUGAGCAAAUUAUCGAGUGUAGAAACUUCUGAAAGCAAAACUUCGACACCAGAAGCCACAACUGAACGUGUAGAGACUCUUCCGGCAGGAUUUCUUACAAUUGCCAGUGGUCUCACAGAUACAAAAUUGCGUUCUGACUAUCGCCAUCGUUUGCUAUCCUUGUGUUCAGAUGUAGGUCUGGCUGCUGAGUCCAAAAGUGGAAGGAGUGGUGCUGAGCUCUUAGGACCUCUGCUUCCUGCUGUUGCAGAAAUAUGUUCUGAUUUUGAUCCCACUUUGGCUGUUGAACCAUCACUUUUGAAGUUGUUUCGCAAUCUGUGGUUCUAUAUAGCCCUUUUUGGCUUAGCACCCCCAAUUUUGAAAGCUCCAAUGCCAGCAGCAAAGUCAAUGUCCAAUCCAGUGAACAGUUCGGGAAGCAUGGGUAGUCCUUUACAAGCAGUGGGAGGACCUUACAUGUGGAAAACUGAGUGGGCUCUUGCAGUUCAGCGGAUUGCGCAAGGCACUCCUCCCCUUGUUGUGAGUUCAGUAAAAUGGCUUGAAGACGAAUUAGAACUCAAUGCGCUUCACAAUCCUGGUAGCCGUCGAGGAAGUGGAAAUGAGAAAGCUGCUGUGACUCAGAGAACUGCUCUAUCAACUGCUUUAGGAGGUCGAGUUGAUGUUGCAGCAAUGAACAAUAUCUCAGGAGUGAAGGCAACCUAUCUUCUUGCAGUAGCUUUUUUGGAAAUCAUUCGCUUUAGUAGCAAUGGGGGCAUCCUUAAUGGUGGUUUGAGUGUGACACCUUCUAGAAGUGCUUUCAGUUGUGUCUUUGAGUAUCUAAAAACUCCAAACCUUAUGCCUGCGGUUUCACAGUGUUUGACAGCAAUUGUGCAUAGGGCCUUUGAGACAGCAGUGUCAUGGCUGGAAGAUCGGAUAUCUCUAACUGGAAAGGAUGCUACAAUUAGAGAAUCAACUACAUAUGCGCAUGCAUGUUUCCUCAUAAAGAGUAUGUCACAGAGGGAUGAACACAUUCGUGACAUUUCUGUGAACCUGUUGACUCAGCUCAGGGAUAAGUUUCCUCAGGUGCUCUGGAAUUCAUCUUGUCUGGAUACUCUGCUUUUCUCUGUUCAUGAUGACACACCUUCAACUGUUGUCAAUGAUCCUGCCUGGACUGCUGCUGUUCGGUCAUUGUACCAGAAAGUUGUUCGAGAAUGGAUCGUAAUAUCACUUUCAUAUGCUCCUUGCACUAGUCAGGGCUUGCUUCAGGAUAAGCUGUGUAAAGCAAACACUUGGCAGCGAACACAAACUACGACUGAUGUGGUCUCUCUUUUAUCUGAGAUAAAGAUUGGAACUGGGAAAAAUGAUAUUUGGUCUGGAAUAAGAACAGCAAAUAUUCCAGCUGUAAUGGCUGCAGCAGCUGCAGCUUCUGGGGCAAACAUAAUAGUUUCUGAGGCCUUCAACUUGGAGGUGCUCAGUACUGGUGUUGUCAGUGCAACAGUGAAGUGUAACCAUGCCGGAGAAAUUGCUGGCAUGAGAGGAUUUUACAACAGUAUCGGUGGUUUUCACUCUGGCGCUUCACCUGGUGGUUUUGGUGGUGGCCUUCAGAGGUUAAUCUCUGGGGCAUUUUCUCAGCCAUCACAACAAGAGGACGAUUCAUUUAAUGAGAUGUUAAUUUCCAAGUUUGUUCGGCUCCUUCAACAAUUUGUUAGUACUGCUGAGAAAGGAGGGGAUGUGGACAAGUCUCAAUUUCGGGAAACUUGUUCCCGAGCAACUGCACUACUUCUGUCAAAUCUGGGUGGCGAGUCAAAAUCAAAUGUCGAAGGUUUCUCUCGGUUAUUGCGUCUCCUUUGUUGGUGUCCAGCUUAUAUAUCUACUCCAGAUGCUAUGGAAACUGGUGUUUUCAUUUGGACCUGGUUGGUUUCUGCUGCUCCACAGCUAGGAUCUCUUGUACUUGCGGAGCUUGUUGAUGCAUGGAUAUGGACAAUUGAUACAAAGCGAGGACUUUUUGCGUCUGAUGUGAGAUACUCUGGCCCAUCAGCAAAGCUAAGGCCUCAGCUUGCCCCAGGGGAACCGGAAAAUCUGCCGGAAUUUGAUCCUGUUGAUCAAAUAAUUGCUCACAGGCUAUGGCUUGGAUUUUUUAUAGAUCGCUUUGAGGUUGUCCGACAUAAUAGUGCCGAGCAACUCUUGCUGCUUGGUAGAAUGUUACAACGGAGUACGAAGCUUGACUGGUGCUUUACUCGCCACCCUGCAGCUGCUGGCACCUUUUUCUCUUUGAUGCUCCUUGGAAUGAAGUUCUGCUCAUGCCAGUCACAAGGCAAUAUGCAGAAAUUUAGAACUGGGCUCCAGCUAUUGGAAGAUCGGAUCUAUCGGACUUCUUUAGGAUGGUUUGCUCAUCUGCCGGAGUGGUAUGAAGUAAAUAUUCCGAGCUUCUCUCUGAGUGAAGCUCAAUCUGUUUCUGUUUUUGCUCACUUCUUGUCAAAUGAGAAAUCAGAUUUUGUGCAAUCUGAUUCCAAAGGAAAAGCUAAUGGGAACGGGAACUUGACUAUCAUGAAUGACCAGUAUCACCCUGUCUGGGGUCAGAUGGAGAGUUAUGCUGUUGGAAAAGAAAAGAGAAAGCAGCUGCUUCUAAUGCUUUGCCAGCAUGAAGCUGAUAGGCUUGAAGUUUGGGCACAACCUAUACUUUCGAAGGACAAUUCGUCUUCACGGCAUAAAAUAAGCUCUGACAAGUGGACUGAAUACGCUAAGACUGCUUUUUCGGUGGACCCUCGCAUUGCUUUAUCAUUAUCUUCAAGAUUUCCGACAAAUGCAGCUCUGAAAUCUGAAGUUACUCAGCUGGUUCAGACACAUAUAGUGGAUCUUCGUACAAUACCUGAAGCCUUGCCAUAUUUUGUUACACCUAAAAGCGUGGAAGAGAAUUCAGUGCUUUUGCAGCAGUUGCCUCAUUGGGCUGCUUGUUCAAUUACACAAGCUCUUGAGUUCCUUACUCCUGCUUAUAAGGGGCAUCCACGCGUCAUGGCAUAUGUCCUAAGAGUUUUAGAAUCCUACCCUCCUGAACGAGUCACUUUCUUCAUGCCGCAGUUGGUGCAAUCUCUGCGUUAUGAUGAAGGGAGGCUGGUAGAAGGGUAUCUUCUCAGAGCUGCCCAAAGAAGUGAUAUAUUUGCACAUAUUCUCAUCUGGCAUCUGCAGGGUGAAUCUGUUCAGGAAACAGGGAAAGAAGGUCCUUCUGAGAAGAAUGCUUCAUUUCAAGCGAUUUUGCCAGAGGUCCGACAACAUAUCAUUGAUGGUUUCACCUCCAAGGCCCUGGACUUGUUCAAUAGAGAGUUCGACUUCUUUGACAAAGUAACAUCUAUUUCUGGUGUAUUAUUUCCUCUUCCGAAAGAAGAACGAAGAGCUGGUAUCAGGAGGGAAUUGGAGAAAAUUGAAUUGCUGGGAGAUGACCUUUAUUUGCCAACUGCACCUAACAAGCUUGUAAGGGGUAUCCGUGUAGACAGCGGUAUACCCUUGCAAUCAGCUGCAAAAGUUCCUAUCAUGAUAACUUUUAAUGUCACUGAUCGUGAUGGUGACCAUAAUGACGUGAAACCACAAGCUUGUAUUUUCAAAGUGGGAGAUGAUUGCCGACAAGAUGUUCUUGCCCUUCAAGUGAUAUCUCUUCUUAGAGACAUAUUUCAAGCAGUUGGCAUUAAUCUUUAUCUUUUUCCAUAUGGAGUUCUCCCAACUGGAGCCGAGAGGGGAAUUAUCGAGGUUGUGCCAAAUACACGAAGCCGGAGUCAAAUGGGUGAAACAACCGAUGGUGGUUUGUUGGAGAUCUUUCAGCAGGAUUAUGGACCCGUCGGUUCCCCCAGCUUUGAAACAGCACGUGAGAAUUUCCUCAUCAGCAGUGCUGGUUAUGCUGUGGCAAGCCUUUUACUGCAACCAAAAGAUAGGCAUAACGGCAAUCUCCUCUUUGAUAAUGUGGGGAGGCUUGUUCACAUUGAUUUCGGUUUCAUCUUGGAAACUUCACCAGGUGGAAACAUGCGGUUCGAGAGCGCACAUUUCAAAUUGAGCCAUGAAAUGACUCAGUUGUUAGAUCCUUCGGGUGUAAUGAAAAGCGAAACAUGGCAUCAAUUCGUGAGCUUAUGUGUGAAGGGAUACUUGGCCGCUCGGCGGUAUAUGGACGGGAUAAUAAGCACGGUGCAGAUGAUGCUGGACAGCGGAUUACCCUGCUUCAGCCGAGGCGAUCCAAUUGGGAAUCUCCGUAAGAGAUUUCAUCCCGAGAUGUCCGAACGAGAGGCCGCAAACUUCAUGAUCCAUGUCUGCACCGAUGCUUACAACAAAUGGACGACGGCCGGGUACGACUUGAUACAGUAUCUUCAACAAGGCAUUGAGAAGUGAAACUGCUGAGACAAUGAAUGUACAUUCGAAUAUGAAACGGUAUAUUAUUCCCUCUUUUUGUGCCGUGUGUAUUGCCAAAAGCAAAGGGAGUUCAAGGGAGAGAGGGCAGGGUUUGUAUUAAAAAGAAAAAGAAAAAAGAGAUUGUGUUUAUUUGGGAUCAUUGGUAACUUGAGGUGCAAACUAUUUAUACA